AUGCAACCCGGUGACAUGCUCGUCUACCGAGGAGACCUGCCACAUGCUGAAGAGGCAAGCUCCAAGCGCAACUUACGGAUUCAAGGGUGUUUGAAUGUUGACGGCAUCGACCGCAAUGCGGGGGUGGUUGAGCGGGUUGCGUGGGCGUUCUACCGAUGCGUGCACUGCUUCAAGAGGUGUUACGGUAAGCGAGUUUUAUCGAACCACGUGCGAUACUGCAACGACAACCCGGACAAGGAGAAGAUCGCUACAAAGCGCAAGCAAAACAACGACAAAGGUGCCGACGGUAGUAUUGAUGGUGACAACGCUGACGACAGCACUGAGAAGUAA
Molecule: messenger RNA, 330 nt
Organism: Phytophthora sojae
Lineage: Eukaryota; Oomycota; Peronosporomycetes; Peronosporales; Peronosporaceae
Exons: 2
Coding region: 1-330 (109 amino acids)
Source: RefSeq, a predicted model, not a curated record